UAGGACAGCGAGGCACCGGUCCUGCACUCAUCUUCUUCCCUGUGCGAUGUUGAAGAGUGGCACGUGGCCAGGCAACGCUGCCGUGGAACCCUCGAGCAACAUGGACAGUUCGGGAAGCUGCGACAGUGUGAUCAGCGUGAACUCUGGCUGUAGUAAUGACAGUAUGGAACACCUGACUCCAGAGGAGAGGGCGUGCCUCAUGUUUCUGGAGGAAAUCAUCGAAGCUCUGGAGGUGCAGGAGGACAGCGGCUUGUCUAACGACGAGCCAGACUCUUGGACUACUACAAAAGAUCAUAUAAGAGUCAAUGGUAUUUCCAGUUUGGCAUCAGAGUCUGGAAGUCAGGGAAUGUCCCCACCUCCCCACUUUGAAGCAGUGGACCCAGCACCCAUGACAUCAACGCCUGAGAGUGAAACGGAGCGUCAUGCACUGAACCAGAACUCUGAACCACGAUCCACCACUGCUCCAAGUCCUCCUCCCUUUGAAUCAGCUCCUGCUUGUACAGCUCCCUUAAACCUAGAUCAGGUUCCAGGUUUAAUCCUGAAUGGAACUCUUGAUCCAGAUAAUGUCAUCAGUUCUUGGUCCUGGUCCGGAGAGAAGACCUCUGAGAUUGAUCUGAGCCUACUCCCUCCCCCCUCAGACUUCAUGGAUGAACUGGACACUUGUUCACAGCCGAAGAAACUGAACGGUGUCCCCACAGAGCCUGAACUGCACGUUGAACUGGUACCACUAGACUCAGCAGACUCUGUGAAUAAGAUUUCAGAGAACUCAUUGACCGAGGACCCUCCAAGCAGUCCUCCACCAGAUCCUGCUUCUGUUUCUUUUAUAACUCCCCCUCCUGAGUUUUCUCCACCCAAAAGUCCACCUCCUGUGGCCCCCAAGCCUAAAAAGCUUCCUGCCAGCAUUGUUUUGCACUCACAAAAGACAGCGGUGGGUAGUCCUGAUGGAAGCGUGCCGUCUUUGCUGCCCACCAGUGGUGACUGGAUGCUGGGGGACCAGCAGAAGGUCCACAUGGAGGCCCUUCGGAAGCUGGGACUGCUCAAAAUAAAUGAAGAAGAAGCAGGCCUUGAAAAAAUCUCUACACUUCCUCUCAAAAAUAGAAGCCGACAGUCGUGGGCAGGUCCAUCUCCCCUCAGCCCAGGAGUUUCUCAUGCAUUACCCCUGACGCCAUCAUGCACCCACCUCAGCAGCACCCCUCCUGCCUCGGCCUCCCUUCAGUUUGUGCCAUCUGCUGCUGUUUUGACGGUUUCUCCUCCAACACAGGACCCGGACAUUGUGCCAGCUCCUGCAGCGUUCAGCGAUCCCAGCCAUCCUCUGCCUUCAGUUAACGAACUGCCCACUGGAGCAGAUGUUCCAGAUGCUGAUGUGAGGAGCCCUGCUGCUGCACCAGUCAAACAGCUAACCUCACCAAAGGUCACAGACAUGAAAUCUGCAACCCUGGAGUGCUCUGGUGUGGGUGUAAGCUCUUAUCUGACUGGUCAACCCCCCACCGAGGCUGAUCAGAGAGCCACGGGAGAGCAGAGCCAGCAGCACAGCAGCCAGCCACAGCCCUCCUCCCUGGGGAGCAGAAAAGACAUUUCAUGUGCCAAAGAAGAGGAUUUGCAGGCAGCCCCCACCACCAGCAAACAGACGGAGCCUCAAAGACCCUUGCAUGCCCACAAUGUUGUCCAACACCCCAGGGGGGAGUCCAAACCGCCUCGAUCACAAGGCAUCAGCGUUCUGAUCUGCCCCCGACCGGAGAACGUAGAGGAGCGGCGCGAGGCGCUGAAGAAGCUGGGACUGCUCAGAGACUGAGCCCCCGCUUCCACCACAGACUCCCCCGACCUUUAUACAACGCAUCAAGG
Molecule: messenger RNA, 1842 nt
Organism: Nematolebias whitei (Rio pearlfish)
Lineage: Eukaryota; Metazoa; Chordata; Actinopteri; Cyprinodontiformes; Rivulidae
Product: specifically androgen-regulated gene protein-like
Exons: 3
Coding region: 47-1792 (581 amino acids)
Source: RefSeq, a predicted model, not a curated record